This is a messenger RNA of Seminavis robusta, 9369 nucleotides long. The record is from the annotation of a GenBank genome assembly. NCBI's taxonomy places the organism in Eukaryota, Bacillariophyta, Bacillariophyceae, Naviculales, Naviculaceae.
CGUAGCAAAAGUGCACUCCUUCCAACAAGAAGAAAGAGACAAAAAGACAAAAAGACCAAGCGGAAAAUGGCCCAAGCGGCAUGUCCCUUAACUUGUUCAGGUACUUAUUACGGAAGUGCAUUACGACCAUCGACCGACCCCUACCUACCUAGAGCCAGCUACGGUAGUCACUAGCAACAACACAACACUACACAACACAACACAACCCCACCUGUCUCUGAAUGAAAGACUAGCUAGCUAGCUUAGCCCUCCGCAAGAAGCAGCAGUGUCCAUUGUGUCCUUGUACUGUAUUGUAGUUUUCGUCCAAUCUCUACUACUAGCUAGAGCUUUGACUCAGGCAAGCAGUUACUUGUUCGGUAGACCACUACUACACCUAUCCUUCAGCGGGCUGUUCGAUCGGUCUGCCAUCGAUUCCUCUUUCUUCCAUUCCUUGUGUGUAUACUAGUCUUGUGUGUGAUCAAACGCAGCCAUGCCACGCCCCAGUUAUUGCUUGGCAUGUCUGAUGAUCAAGCCGACGUAUUCGUUGCGACGACAAUUGAUGAUCAGUUAUGGUUGCACGGCGUUGUUGACAGUGACAGUGUGCGUAGUGGUCGCUGUCUUGUCGGCCAUUUCGGCGGGCCAUUUGGUCAAGACCGAUUCGAGAUUGUACAUGAAAGAACAAGUCUUGGCCAGUAUUCAGGCGACCAGUCGGUACGGGACAGCCGCCAUGACGGCGCGUCUCGCCAAUCACCAGGGGACGGUCGGGCUUCUCGAAGAAUUUGUUCUCGAUCGCAUCGUGGGAUACCCGUAUGUCGAAUACUACAACAACAAUUCUCAAGUUCCCUUUUACGAUAUGGAUUCCCAAACGGCCGUCUAUCCACUCGACAUUCCGUUGCCGACAGCCAACAACAACAACAACAACGACAGUUUGAUGCAACUGGAUUUCAAUGUCGAAAUGAACCUCCACGAACAAAACGUCGUCGAGAAUACCCAAGAACGAGCGGCAGCGUAUGGCACUGGCGUCAGUACAUCCCAUGCCAACUUUCACUUUCAAGGAAUCUGUGAUCCCAACGCUACGGAAGACAGUCGCGUCUACUAUCCCAAUUGUACCGAUGCCAACAAUGACUUUUUCACGGGAGGUGUCGUGUCACCGUCCAAUACAACCCUCUGGUUGGCGCAAGCAUCGGCCGAUUUGGUUCCCGCCCUCAAGGCACUGUGGGAAACCCAAUCGUCGGCGAUUCUCAUUGGCGUCUUUUUUCACAAUCGAGGAUCCGGCGCGGCCGUGUCAUUUCCCGGUCGCCAACGAGCGCCGUCGAGCGGCUACGAGUCGGUCGGAUGCGAUUGGAUGGCACAACCGAAUCCAUUGCGGCCACAUGAACCAAUUGGAACGCCGGAAGAAAUUGCCAAGUGUCAUCCACAAGGGACAUUUGUCCAUGGACGAGAAUACAAUCCCGUCGAACGGGAUUGGUGUCGCAAACAAGUACUAAAACCGAAUGAAUAUCACUUUUUUGGACCGUACCAUCCACCCCGGGCACCUCCCGGUGUGUGGCUCUUUGGAUUGGGCAAGGCGCUCUAUGAUCGCAAGACGGGACGAUUCGUCGCGUGUACCAGUGUCGAUUUGAGUUUGUACACGGUCAAUCAAGAUCUCAAACGAAUUGACAAUUAUACCAAGGGAGCACUGGUGCUCGAUGAUGGAACCAUUGUUAGUGGAGGGGAAUGGGUGUCGGGAAACACUACGGAAACGUUGGCGAUUUACGAUUCGUCUUGGCUCAAUAAAGACGAGUGGAUGCGAUUGACCAGUCAAAACUUUACCGAAACAUCCGAUGGGACAUUUCCCGAUUGGGAUGACUAUCAAGCCAUUAUUAUUGAACAAGAAAAUGGUGGUAGCUUUGUCACGGCGUAUCCCAUUGUGCUCUCGUCGGCAUCCUCCACGACGGGGACCGGACCCGCCAAACCGGACUUUUGGUUGGUCUUUUGUACACAAGGAGAAAUAUUCCAAGUCUUUGAUGACAUGGAUCAAGCCAUUGAUGACGAAGUUGGGGACUUGAUACGAGCCACUGUUAUUACUGGCGUGUUGGGUGCUUUGGUACUUUUGAUUGUGAUUUGGGUCAUUACACGAAUGUUGACGCGACCACUGGCAUGGAUUGAAACCGUUGCCUGGAAGAUUGUCAAUCAUGACAAGGAAGAAGACAAUAGUCUGAAUGAAAACACCAGUAUUCUGGAGGACGACGAGAAGAACACUUACGCGGGAGAACACGGUUCCGCUCUCAAGCAUUGUGUCCCCAAAACGGAAAUUAGUGAACUUGUGGCAGAGUUUUCCAAAAUGAUCCAAGGAUUCAGUGGCAAGGGUGCUUCCAGUGUAGCCAAGUCUCAUGUCCAGGAAAUACCCAACAUUCUAGAAUGGCAGACUGAUUUCCACUAUCUCUACCAUCAACAUCGUCGUUCCACCCUGCAGAACAACAGAAACCAAAACAACAACAUGAAACGCAGUGAUGUUCACGCGCUGUCGUGUCAUACCAAACAAGCCAGGAAACAGUCGAUCGGGACGGUCGAGGAGAAGGCUAAGGAGGAGAGACACCCGGACGCCCCCAUCAUGAGAAGUGCCAGCAGGUCAUCGAACGGAGGUCAUUCUGUUUUCACGGAUGACGAUGAUGAGAUUGAAUACGACAACUGCCUUACGACACAAGAGCAAGAAAAACCACUCGGUCACGCCGCCGACUAUGACCACGACGACGACGAUUCAUCAGAUGAUGACGAAGACGAGUUGAUGGCACCGUACGUUCCAGUCAUGGCGCCCCCUAGAAUAAACCUCGGACCAAACAUCCGGGCGUCAUCGUACCAUCGCAAGGGGGAUGCAAAAGACCCAGACGGUGCCAAUCGCGGUCAAGCAGUGGCAGCGACAAGAUCAUCACUGUUCCGCUGGAUUCUUUUCUUGGUGGUCGUCCCACAAGUCCUGACCGCCGUCUGCAUCGCAGCUUUGGUUUCUCAUUCGAUGCUCAAUGUCUUACCAAGCUGGGUGACACUAUCGGAGGAUGUUUCCUUUGAGCUCGCAAAGGAUACCAUUGAGGUUGCAGCAAUCAACAGAGCAUCCCUCGCGGAAUCAGUGUUGCAAGGGCCGGUGCGAGACCUCUUUCUGCUGACGCGAAUGGCAGGGUGGCUCUUGCUAGAUGGAAUUGUACGGUCGAGCAGUUUUACAGAGGUCACCGAAAACGUUGAAGAAUGCAAAACUUACUCGGCAAGUCUGGAUGGCGUCGAGUGCCCAGCCUACAUUGAUCCAAGCAGAACGCAAUGCGACUGCGAUUGGAAUGAUCUUUUCGAGCUGCCGUGUCAAGACUAUGAUGAGUUCGAGUCGCGGAAAUUUCAAAAGCUGUUUUACGAAGGAAAAAAGACCGAUGUCGAUCCAGUCACCGGCAAACGCAACAAUAGCGCCAGCUUUCCCACGGUCGGCCACAGUCCGUCGACAACCUCUUGGUGGAACGACACCUCGAUGCUGCCGGGGGCUUCCAAAGGGUCGAAUGCGUCGGGUUACACUACAACGUACGAUCGCUUGCGAGUUGCAUCCGCCUUAUCCACUACGUUCUUCCCUGUAUACAACUUCAGGAAUGGCGGAAAGGGCAAGAAAUACUUUGUCGCGGGAGCAAUUGCAUUUGAAAUGGAUGGAAUGAUGGUUGGAUACAGGGGGUGCGACUAUGAUGCCCAAUUAUCCCACUGGGUUUCGGGAAAAGACAAUGAGGCAGCCCAAGUGCGCCCGGAUCUUUGCCCGCUGAACAGCUACGGAUUCGAUCCUAGGUGCAGAGGGUGGUACGACACAGCCAAGAGGCGUGCAACAGAAGGACACGGCUUGUUUAUCACGGCUCCGUACAAACUCGACUUCUUCCACCAGGCUGAAACUACAGCGACGUCGCCAUUGAUCGACACGAGAGACAACACUUACUUGGGACAAGUUGCGCUGGACUUUCGGAUACAGGACAUUUUGGCAGAUGUAGCCCAAGAAACAGACGAGUACUUCAGCUUCAUUGUGUCGCCUUUAUUGGAUGCUGAUUCGCAGGGGGACACAGUCGCGGGUCCAAACUUUGAAAUUGGAAGCCCCCCCGAGUGGAUUGCAGAUUUAGUUCUGCCUGGGGACGGAAAAACUUCCAAGAACUACCAUGAUUUCAAGAACAUUACACUCCAAAUGAAAGGUGGUGCAUCGGGCGAAGCUGAAUUCUUUCGAAUGACCGACGAAGGAAAGGAGGAGUUGAUCCACAUGUUUUAUGCCCCCGUCCAUGUGCGGACGCUAACCCCUGUUCAACCAAACGAUUUCAGCAGAGGUGUCAACUUCUCUUAUGACGUCGUCUACUCGAUCGGCUUAGCUCAAAGCGAUGAAAUGCUUCGAGCCCCAUACCAGCAUGCAGAAGAGGAGGUAAACAAGAAGAUUCGGAAUGUUGAGGUUGUUUUCCUUGUCCUGGUUAUUGUUUCGUUGAUUGCUUGCACCAUCUUCACUGGUCUGAUAUCAAUUGAGGUAACCACACCCACCUUGAUUCUUCUCCAAGUUGUCAAGAAUAUCAAUGCGGGGAGAAUCGACGAUGACCUACCUCCACUGGAAGGUGGCAGCAGGGAAAGCAAUAAGGUGUACAUCGCCUUUGCGAAGCUCUUCAAAAUUGUUCGCGUUUCAAAUACUGCUUUCUUCAGCGGAAAUCUGGAGUGGGCCUACCAUUUUGUGAGGGGUGCACUGACGCUCUUUCACAAGAUCAACGACCGCAAGGCGAUUGGCGUGGCGAGCAACAACAUUGCGAACAUCCUUUUUGCAACGAUUCUGGAGAAGAUGCAAACGAGGAAAUCAAGCGAGCCUAAGGAUCGUGUAUACCUCGGGAAAGUUUGCUGCCCCGAGGCUGCUUCGCACCACUACGAGGAAUCUAUCGCCAUUGCAACAAUGGACCUCAACAAUGCGCCUCUGUUGGAUGACAGAUGCGGCUAUGCAUCACAGCUAGCAGACCGUCACUUUAAUAGAGCCAUGUUUCAUUUGAGAACAUCAGGGGAGCCGCGUGCAUCGGAUUGUCAAGAAAACCACCAAGGCUACGAAGAUUUGGCGAGAACGAAGGAGUUGGAUAUCGAUGUUCGCGAAUACUGGUUACACCACAAGCUUCUGAUGAGUAAUUCUGACUUGUAUUUUGACCGCAUCAUUCGCCGUCUACGAGGGCUUUCCAUUGUGAAUGACGAUGUCAGAGUGAAGGAAGUUUGGAAUGUCAGAGAACUUGUCGAGGAAGGGGACCGGCUGCUUUUUGCUGCAUGGGGAGAGGACGUUCCGCUGUUUCGUGAACUUGGCCAAGUCGGUCGUUUGCAGCAGCUUGAGAGCGCCCUGAUCUCGUUGGAACUGGCGUCUGGAAAUGUCGAGGAGGCCGCUCGACUUGCAAUGCGGAUGAUCAUCGAAGAUGAAUAUUUGCUUGAUUCCGCCUUUGUUGCUGCAGCCGACGCAUUCUUUCGGUUCAUGAACAUGGAAAGUUCGAAGGCUCCAAUGUGGUCGACCAGUACAGUUGCAAAGACAAAGGCCUCCAUCAGAGAGAUGUUGAGGAUGUGCAAAGACUCCUCAUUGGACACUGGCAAGGGGUUGGUGUUCUGCUUCGCGAUUGGGAACAGUGAUAUGGCCGAAGAGACUUCUUCAGAACUGAAGGAGCGCUGUUUGUCACUCUACGACCAGCACAGCGGUAAGGACGACGUCGUUGGUCUGGUUGGUGGUGCGUUCUUCGCAGAUGUUUUGAAGCACAAGGGGGCACGUGGCGCUGUCCAGCAGGAGUUGUUUGACGAAAGCUGUUGUCAGUCUAGCGGUGCAAGCGCGACCGAAGUGCUCCUUUCAGCUCAACAGCUUAUUGCGGAAUGCGCCGAUUUCCACGACAGCGAGACCUUCAUAGUGCUCGUGACUGAUGACAACGUUUCGAAAGCAGACAUCGACAGAGCUAUGACCCAGCACUCGUCCGGAAAAGUCAAGAAAGGAAGCAUUCAAACCAUGGUCAUUGGGUUGGCAUGCAACGACGGAUGCUCUGGUGAUAGAGGAAACCAAACUCGGAUAACCAGCACUCGUGGUGCGCAGCACAUUUGCACGUGCUCGCAGUCGAUUGGGGAUGCAAUUGAGGAGGUUUCUAACAUCAUCGUGGGUACAGCUGGAUUUGCCAAGAGUUCUCAGCAAGGUAUCACAAUGGAGAAAUUCUAAAACGGGCGGGGGAUGGGUUGCGGGAUUCUCAUUGCCGAGAGCAAAGAUCGAGCGCGAAUCUUGUCAGAUUGAGUGUUCCAGAUCGAAGAUUCCCCGUCGCUUAGUGGGAAAAUUUUGUGUCGGAGCAGAUUUGCCAUUCUUGUUCUUUGAACUGUGCUUCUUGAAUGGCAUCGGCAGACGAGUAAACCAUUGGCUGCAGCGGUCUACUAACCAGAAAUCCCGUAGGCACAGUAGUCCACUAAUAGUAGGAAAGGAUAUCUCAGCCCAGUUACAAUAGUUACUUGGGGCAAGGAUCACAAGAGCAGCCACAAAGAUUAGUUCCGUAGCAGACUGCCAGGUUGGUUGUUGGAACCAUAGAGUUUCCCACCAAAACUUUUCAUUUCAUGUGGUGAGAGUAUGGCGGCACACAAUCCAUCAGGGAUACUGCCUGUCAAGGAUGUGUUCAUGACUACCAGGCUGGUCAAGUUGUCCAACAAAAGUAGUUCCGUUGGAAGGGUUCCAGAUAAGUUGGUAUUUUGCAGUUCAACCUCCUCAAGACUAGACAACAAACCAACUUCUGUUGCAAGUGAGCCUGAGAAAAGGUUGUCAUUGAUACGGAACUUCUGUAGCUGGCUGAGUUGGGGGAGCACAUCUUGUUCUAGUGGUCUGCCUUCUAAUUGGUUGGAAUGAAUGAGCAGUACAUUUAGCUCUUGAGGGAGAGCAGACAGAUGGACAAGCAUGAGCAUGAGGUGAAUUUGCAAAUCUGGUAUGAGAAGACAACUCACGGGACAUCUUUGAUAACUCUUCUGGCAAAGUGCCAGUAAUGGAGUUCCUUUGCAAGUACAAGUAGUUCUGCACAAAAAAACAAAAAAAGACACAACUCCCUUAUUGCGUAGAGGCACCAUCACCACACCAGGUUCAUUCAUGAUAACUAAGUUUGUCAACAAUCCCAUCUCACUUGGCAAAGGGCUGUUAAGUUGGAAGUCGCUCAAAAUCAGGGUUGCCAGGUUGGUCAGCUUGCCAAUUUCAGCUGUUCACAGAAAAAUUUCCAAAACAUAUUCAGCAACCAGAAGGCGAAGACAAAGAACAUAUCUGAUGGCACUUACAUGGAAUGGAUGUGAACCCCCCCCCGCUUUCUGGUUGCCUAGACUUAGCAUCUCCAAAUUGUGCGGGUUUCCAACUACCUCAGUGAGGAAAGAUGUUAUAUCCAAUCCAGGGCAAUCUAAGAAACUCAACUUCUUCAGGUUCGACAAUCCAAGAAUCUCAGUGGGGAUUGACUUCAACAAUAUUACUAUGUCGGCCCAUCUUUUAAUUCAGCUCGCCGGUAUAUCUAUUACACCUCCGGUGUCCUUUUUAUUAAAAGGGGGGAAGUUUUCGUCAGCCAGUUGCUUUGAGUGGUACCGUACCGGUACGGUACUGUAGGGUUGAAUUAAGUUUUGCUGUUUUGGACAUCGAUCGAGCUGCCCUCGCAAAUGACGCGGUGGCAACCCGCAGUGCUCACCAAACUGGUGUUGGAAAUUGCCUCGUUGGCAGGUGGCAGCAAGGGCCAUUGAGACGUCUUCCCCAGGACAGAUUGAUGUCUUCGUUGAAGCGGACUACCUUGCAAAGCUGGCUAUGAUGGCCAGCUAGUUAGAGUGUAGAUCGCUCCGUCGUUGGGAUAGACUUCCUUUCAUAGCGCCUGCAGCUACCUAGCUAGUCUAUGGGGCGUCUUUCUUGCUAACUUUAAUUUAGUUUUAUCGUUUCGUUUUGUUGACCAGAUUAGUUCCUAAUUGUUUAUGAGUCCUCAUUGCUUCUAUCUUCUUGGCAUUUGGCACUGCCUUUUCAAAAGGCGAGCUACCAUGUUGCUGCUGCUUCUUUUAUUUUCAAAUGUAUGUACAGUUGGGUGUUGGUUGACCUUUUGGUCUCUUCUUGUGUGUGCUCUCAUCAUGCACUUCCUUCAUUUACUUGCUACCGAUGCGAAAGAGACGUCCUUUGGCAUACUGACGAUCGAGGAAUUCGUUGCACUCCUUCCAACGAUUGCGGGGCACAUAACUCAAAGGCGUGAAUCCUCUCUUGUCGAGAAUGUAAAGCUGCAUGGGCGAUUCGCCAAGGAGCAACUCCAUCUUUUCCAGCGUACCCGUACUGGCCGCCAACGACCAGGCGGCAUCGUGGAGGGGCGUACGACCGUAAUCGCAACAGACCCGCAUCGAGACACCCGCUUCGGUGAGCAAAAAGCGGAGCAUUUCCGGAGUGCCACGACGCACUGCCAAGUGCACGACGGUUUCUCCAAAUUGAUUGCAUGCUUGCAUGCGAUGUCCUUGUUGAUGCAUUUCCUUGAGCGCGUCGAGAUCGUGGUUGCGAAUCGCGCGAGUGAGUUCGUUCGUCCACGCACUGACGUAUUCGGGCUUGACGGGCAAAAAGAAUCCUUCGAGACUGUCGUAACUAAAACGUUCGGGUGUUCCACCAAUGAGAGUGGCGAGGUAAUCGUCGGGUUUGGGAAUGGAUUCGUCGUACUUCUCUUCUUGAGGAGCUUGCAUGAUGGAUGUCACCAUGUUGCCGUUGAAACUGAUGCUGUGCUUGAUCUUUUUGCGUUCUGCCUCUUGCGCUUUUUCCACGGCCAUUUUCAUCUGCAACAGAUUGGCCAUGGACGAGGAACCUUGCACACCGCGACGGAGUGGACCACCGCCGCCGGCAAGAAUCAUGGUGGGCAUUUCUCCACCGCCGUUUCGGUCACGACGUCUCCGGUUCGACUUGCGAGAAUCGCCCAUGCUGCUGGUUCCCAACAUGCUCUUGAGCGAACUGGCCGAACGCACACGCUGCAAUCCAGUGCGCAUCUGGUUCAUACUCGCUUGGACAUCCACCGCCAUGGCGUUCUCGUCUUCGUGUUGCAGCGAGACGUCGCUGUCAUCGUCGUCAUCACUCGAGUCUUCAUCGCUGUCUUCUUCCGAAUCCUCUUCGCUGUCGUCAUCGUCAUCGUCAUCACUGUCACUACUGGAGAGGUCUUCGUCGUCGCAAAACAUGAAAUCAGAGGAAUCCAUGGGAUCCUCCGCGAUACCACCGGACGCCAAGCUUUGAUCCAUCAUCAUCAUGAGUGCCGCUGUGGAUGCCUUGACGGGCAUUGUACCUUGUGUGGAACCGGGGCUGCUGCUUCCAACUUGAUUCAGAUAUACGGGCAUGCUGGUGGUGGGCAUGGAUGGAGUGAUCGAGUGUUGCUUUGAUUAUGAGAGGAGUGUGGGUUCCUGGAG